Prunus mume (Japanese apricot) is the source of this 4096-nucleotide messenger RNA. NCBI's taxonomy places the organism in Eukaryota, Viridiplantae, Streptophyta, Magnoliopsida, Rosales, Rosaceae. The record is from RefSeq and is a predicted model, not a curated record.
CAUUUCUGAAUUCUUUUCAUCGCAGUUCCAAGUUCAAUUAUUCAGAUAAACAGAAGAGAAGAGUAAGCGAGGAACUAGCAGUAUCACAGAUGCUGCUUUUGAAGAAGCGAGCGAAGAGCACCCCUUUCCUCUUUCUAUCUUUGAGUUUCUCAUCAACCAAAUUCCGCCCAACCAAUCAAAACCCACCUAUCUUUGCUCCUUCUCAUCUCCAAAGCUACACUUCUGCCAUCCCACCAUCCAAGACCCACCUCCACUCAUCAUUCUUCUGCACCCUCAUACACCUUUACUUGGCAUGUGGCAGAUUUCUCAGCGCUUCUGAUGCCUUCUUUUCUAUGCGAAAUCACGGCCUUGUUCCUGUUUUGCCGCUUUGGAAUCGGCUUCUUUACCAAUUCAAUGCCUCGGGUUUUGUUUCUCAGGUACCUCUUCUUUACUCUGAGAUGCUCACUUGUGGGGUUUUGCCCAAUGUUUUCACCCGCAACAUUUUGAUUCAUUCUUUCUGCAAAGUGGGAAACUUGAGUUCGGCUCUAGAUUUCUUGAGAAAUGGUCAAAUUGAUACUGUUUCCUAUAAUACUGUCAUAUGGGGUUUCUCUAAACAAGGAUUGGCUUAUCAGGCUUUUGGGUUUUUGUCUCAAAUGGUGAGGAGGGCUAUUUCAAUCGAUUCUUAUACUUGCAAUACACUGGUUAAUGGGUUUUGUCAAAUUGGGUCGGUAGAUUAUGCAGAAUGGGUUAUGGAUAAUUUGGUUGAUGGUGGAAUUCCUAAGGAUGUUUUAGGUUUCAACACCUUGAUUGCUGGACAUUGCAAAGCUGGACAAAUUAGUCGUGCACUUGAGUUGAUGGAGAGAAUGGGGAGUGAGAGUCUGUUUCCGGAUAUUGUUACUUAUAAUACUCUCAUUCAUGGGUCUUGCAGCACGGGUGAUUUUGUAAGGGCCAAGAGUCUUAUAGAUGAGAUGUUGAGAUCUCGGAGAUAUGAAGACAUCCCUCAUGAUGAAAGAGACGAUGACCAGAAUCAGACUGACGGUAACCCUUUGAAACCAAACCUUAUAACACACACCACACUCAUUAGUUCUUACUGUAAGCAGCAAGGACUUGAAGAGGCCCUGUCUUUGUAUGAGGAAAUGGUUAUGAAUGGCAUUUAUCCUGAUGUAGUAAUUUAUAGCUCCAUUAUAAAUGGUCUUUGCAAGCAUGGGAGGUUAUCAGAAGCCAAAGUGCUUUUAAGGGAGAUGGAGAAAAUGGGUGUGGAUCCUAAUCAUGUCUCCUAUACUACCCUUGUUGAUUCCUUGUUUAAGGCAGGCUCUUCCAUGGAAGCUCUUACCCUUCAAAGCCAAAUGGUUGUUCGUGGCCUUGUUUUUGAUAUAGUAAUCUGUACUGCUUUAGUGGUUGGACUCUUUAAGGUUGGGAAAGCUGACGAGGCUAAGACUUUUUUUCGAACAAUUUCAAAGCUUAGCCUAGUUCCAAAUUCUGUCACCUACUCUGCAUUGAUAAGUGGGCUUUGCAACUUAGGGGACAUGAAUAGUGCAGAAUCAGUACUUAAAGAAAUGGAAGAGAAACAUGUUCUCCCGAAUAUUGUUACUUAUUCUGCAAUCAUAAAUGGCUUCGUGAAGAAAGGAAAGGUUGGUGAGGCUAUGAAUUUAUUGAGGACGAUGGUGCAACAAAAUAUCCUGCCAAAUGCUUUUGUGUAUGCAGCACUAAUUGAUGGGUGCUUUAAGGCAGGUAAACAAGAAUUUGCUCUUGAUCUUUACAAGGAAAUGAAAAUGGGAGGAUUGGAGGAAAACAAUUUCAUACUUGAUACUUUUGUGAACAACAAGAAAAAGUGCAGAAGGAUGGAAGAAGCUGAAGGAUUAAUUAUGGAUAUGACUUCUGGGGGUUUGUCUCUUGAUCGUGUUAACUACACAUCUCUAAUGGAUGGGUACUUUAAAGCACGAAAGGAGUCAAUUGCUCUUAACUUGGCCCAAGAGAUGAUGGAGAAAAAUAUAGGGUUUGAUGUUGUUGCAUACAAUGUCUUAAUGAAUGGUCUGUUGAAGCUUGGGAAAUAUGAAGCAAAAUCUGUCUGUAUUGGAAUGAAAGAGUUGGGUUUGGCUCCUGACUGUGCCACAUACAAUACCAUGAUUAAUGCAUUCUGCAGAGAGGGUGACACUGAAAAUGCUUUUAAACUCUGGCAUGAGAUGAAGUGUCAAGGGUUAAUUUCGAACUCAAUAACUUGUGACAUUCUGUUAAGAGGACUUUGUGAUAAAAAUGAGAUUGAAAAAGCACUAGAUGUCUUAGAUGGAAUGCUGGCUGUUGGUUUUCUCCUUACCUCAUUUACUCAUAGAAUUUUGCUUAAUGCUGCUUCAAAGAGUGGGAGAGCUGAUACAAUUUUGCAGAUGCAUCAUAAGCUUGUGAGUAUGGGGCUUAACCUCACUCGUGAUGUUUAUAACAAUCUCAUCACUAUCUUAUGCAGGCUAGGAAUGACCAGGAAAGCUACUUCAGUACUGAAAGAGAUGACUAGAGGAGGAUCUCUAGCAGAUACUGAUACUUACAAUGCCCUUAUAUGUGGAUAUUGCACAAGCAGCCAUCUGAAAAGGGCUUUUGCUACAUACUCGCAAAUGUUGGCUGUGGGAGUUUCUCCAAGUAUUGAAACGUUCAAUUUUCUCUUAGGGGGACUUUCAGGUGCUGGUCUGAUGACAAAGGCAGAAGAGUUAUUUGGUGAAAUGACGAAUAGAGGCUUUGUUCCUAAUGCCUCUACAUAUGAUAUUUUGGUUUCUGGCCAUGGUAAGAUUGGAAAUAAAAAGGAAGCUAUAAGACUUUAUUGUGAAAUGGUAAGGACAGGUUUUGUUCCCAGAACUAGCACCUAUAAUGUUCUUAUUAGUGAUUUUGCUAAAGUGGGAAAGAUGAGCCAAGCUAGGGAGCUUAUGAAUGAGAUGCAGACAAGAGGGACCUCUCCUAACUCUUCAACUUACAACAUACUAAUCUGUGGCUGGUGUAAGCUAUCAAAGCAUCCAGAGCUGGAGAGGAAUUUGAAAAGGUCAUAUCGGGAUGAGGCAAAAAGAUUAUUAACUGAUAUGAAUGAGAAAGGGUAUGUUCCAUGUGAAAGUACCCUUCGAUGCAUCAGUUCUGCCUUUGCUAGACCAGGAAAGAAGGCUGAUGCUCGGAGGCUAUUGAAGGAACUGUACAUAAAAAAGAAUAUAUGAUAGAUGGGCUGAACGAAGAAAAGAGGAAAUACCCAUCCUGGUAUAACAUGCCUUUCAAUCAAUACUGUGGCUAGUUCAAUUCUUCAGUUGGAACCAAGUCCUGAAAUGCUAUAUACAUGGUUGGUCAUUCUGCAUUUGAAGAUCAAGGCAAUGGCUCUCCCAAUGAUUUCAGGAGUCUAUUUAAAGAUAUCUUUGAUAAUGAUGUAAUGACUUUAUUCUUAAAGUAAGGUUCUACAACAAGGUGAAGUACCAUCUAUGUUUCCUAAUUAUUGGCUCUUGCAUUUCUUUUUUCUUUUUGUGGAUGUUAUUUUCACUUUGGGUGGUAUGUACAUGUUAUUGGUGGGCGUUGUUUCCAAUGGAAAUUAGAUCUUCAUCAUUUUCCAUCAGAAUUUGGUGGUCAAGAUAUCAAAGGUUUUAUCCAUCUUCAUUUUUGUUGUUGAUCUGUGUAUGUGCUUUAGAAUCUGCUCCAUGACAUGGAUUUCUUUUCAUUGGAACCAUCCUUUAUGGAAGCUGUCCAGGGAUGUGCUAAAACUGUGACAUUUCCAGCUGCAGUGGCCUGUGAAGGGUGGAAGUGGUGUUCCUCCUGGCACCAGACCUGAAGCAUGUAAGCACUGUAAAGGGUCUGGCAUGACUUUCAUGCAAACUGGCCCAAUUAGGAUGCAUACUUGUUCGAAUUGUGGUCGUAACAGUAAAACUUUUUUGGAGCGACUACUUGAAGCAGGCAGGACUAUACAAAAGGAACAUUUCUGAGCCUUCGAGUACUUUAUUUUGGCCUUCUUUGCAGGACCAACUACUUGUAGCAGGAUACCCUUAGGAUUGCUUUUCAGAAUUUGCUGCUUGAAUAAAAUGAUGAAUUUUUGGAAGGUUCAGAAAGGGUUUUGAGGCUCCUUCAGGUUGAGAGAAAAUGUCAAGUGAUCUCACAUUAGCGU